UGGGAGGAGAGGAUGAGUAGACUGGGCUGUUACAGUCCCUGGAUAAGCAGGUUCUACCUCUUUUGUCUGCCAGGGUGUUUAUUCGAAAGCUUGAGAAGUUGUGGAUUAGAGUGUGUGUGUCGCUGGCAAGGACUACCUUCCUAGGGGGACCCCGGCACAGGGCCACAGGGGCGAGAGGCAAGAGCCGAGAGGUUGAGACAGGCGGAGAGGGAUGGAGCUUGGAGCAAUAACCUGACGGAGAUUCCAGCCAUCGCUGACAGGUUCCUGCACGUUCCUGUGAAACCAUCUGCUUCCUCCUGAGCCAUGCUGGGAGCUUCCAAUGUCUUCUAGCAGGGACGUACAAUGGUGCCCAUCUGGGCUUCUGCCUGACAUAGACAGGUCUAAAAACCAUGGAGACGUGUCAGCACUUCUGACUUCCAGCUGAGGCUGUACUACAACUCCCAUCAUCCUCUGGUUCAAAGGGAUCGUAGUUUAGCUGUUUUUUGGGUUUGCAGAGAGAGAAAAACCAGUUUCAUUGUUCAGCUCUGGGCCCCUGGUACAAGUGGACACAAUGGUGUUUCAGGCAAUGGGGAAGCUGCUGGGGUACAAGCACCGGACCAAGUCCAUAAAUAAGGACAAAAGGGAGAAGAAGGGCAUAGAGCCCGAGAAGAUAUACCUGGAACCUCGAUACACAGCAGCCCGCAUAGUGGAUGCCGAUAUCCUGAUGCUGGUAGCAUUGCCGAAAGGUCUAAAUGUGGAAGAGUGGCUUGCCAGCAAUGCCUCUGCCUUCUAUAACCACGUGAGCCUUUUCUACGGUGCCAUUUCCGAAUUCUGCACAAUAUCGUCGUGUCCAACCAUGAAAGCCUGGUCCAUCCAAUACCAGUGGACGGAUGAGAAAGGACGAAAGAAGAAGUGUUCAGCCCCACAGUACGCAGACUACGCUGCCAGCAUCAUUCAGAAAAUCCUGACAGAUGAGGAUCUGGUUCCGACAAAGCACUGUAAAGAAUUCCCAAAGACAUUCCGGCCAUCAAUACAAAAGACUUUCCGGCUUCUUUUCCACCUUCUGGGGCACAUCUACACGAGCCAUUAUAAAACGGUGGUCAACCUGGAGUUGCACCCACACCUGAACACCCUGUACUUACAUCUCCUUCUCUUCUGUGCCGAGUUCCAACUGCUCGAUUCCAAAGAGAUGUCGCUGAGCGAAGACCUGACCACCGCACUUAUUCGCUCCAGUCCUACGCCGAAGACUACAGGAAGCCAUUUGCGGAACACCUGAAACACGCCAGCAAUGAAUCUUUAUACAUAUAUAUAUUUUUUCCUACUGCCACACGGACACGCUUUACGCCACAUGCAUAGCAAAGAACAAUAGUACAUAUCCAUAUAUAGAGUGGCACGCUUUCUUUUUGCCAAAAUGGGCUUAGCAGCGGAUUGGCUGGAAAGCUUUCCAGGAGAACAAAUGAAUAUGGAAACCAAUAUGGUGCUGUUGUUCUCAGACAGUCAAGGAGACUAGUGUUGAUGCUAUAUAAUCAGAACACUGCAUGUCACCUGUCCCGGGGCGGCCAUAACCGCGCCACCCGCAGGAGAGAUAGGGAAUGACUAUCGUAGCUGCACAAAUGCCAUACUGUGGAACAGACAAUCAAUAACCAUUGGGACUCAAUGUUUUUAACUAUCACAAAGGUCAGAAAUUCCAAAUGAGAAGAAUAUCAUGCUUUUUUUUUAAUCUGUAUUCAUGGAUUAUAUCAUCGGACAAUGUUACAGUUGAGGUUUCUAUAUUUUGGGGGACUUGUUACUUUAAAAAAAAAAUGCACUUAACUUUUGUAAUUUAUUCAUUUAAGUAAAAAAAAUACAGAAAUCAAAAGAAAA
Molecule: messenger RNA, 1842 nt
Organism: Xenopus tropicalis (tropical clawed frog)
Lineage: Eukaryota; Metazoa; Chordata; Amphibia; Anura; Pipidae
Gene: mob2.2
Product: Mps one binder kinase activator-like 2, gene 2
Exons: 7
Coding region: 551-1255 (234 amino acids)
Source: RefSeq, a predicted model, not a curated record